ACAAGGAGGUGGAAGAGAGCAACAUGAAGUCAGAUGUGUUGUCAUCAGUAUUUACACUGCUGUUUUCUCUAAACACGUUGUUGGUUAAUGGUAAAUCACCUCCUGGAAAGCCCAUGAUAAUAAACUGCCAGUCUUCAGGAAAUGAAACAUUUACUUGCUGGUGGAUGCCUGGUUCCGAUGGGGGUCUUCCUGCAAAUUACACUCUAUGGUACAAGACAGAUGGAGAUGAACACGCCCGUGAAUGUCCUGACUACAUAUCUGGAGGCCCCAAUUCCUGUUAUUUUGAUAAAAAGCUCCUCAGUCUUUCGACAUCAUAUAACAUCACAAUAAAGGCUACCAAUGAUCUGGGAAGUAACAUCUCGGAUCCUCAUUAUGUAGAUGCAGCAUCUGUAGGCAAGCCAGAACCCCCCACAGACCUUUCUCUGGAAGUCAAGCAGCUGAAUGGGAUAACGUACAUCUGGGCAAAAUGGUUGCCGCCUCCCUCGGUCGCGGGUGCAGGAAGCUUGCAAAAACAGAAUUAUGAAUUGCGGCUCAAGUCUGCAGGAGGAAAAGAAUGGGAGAUUAACUUUGUUGGAGAACAAACACAAUAUAAAAUCUUUAAGUUACAUCCAGGAGUGAAGUACACUGUUCAGGUUCGCAGCAUAACAGGAUACAGCGAGAAGAGUAAAUGGAGUCCUGAGACUUACAUUCAGCUCCCUAAUGGCAAACCUCCAGGGAAGCCAGAGCUAAUAAGAUGUCGCUCUCCCGAAAAAGAAACCUUUACUUGCUGGUGGAAGCCCAGUUCUGAUGGAGGUCUCCCCACUAAUUAUACUCUGUUCUAUAAGAAAGAAAAAGAUGAAUUUUACAGCGAAUGUCCAGACUACGUAACAGGAGGACCCAAUUCCUGUUAUUUUGAUCAAAAGCAUACUUCCAUUUGGACACUGUAUAAUGUGACUAUAAAGGCAACAAAUGCGUUGGGCAGUAACGUCUCCGAACCUUACUAUGUGGAUGUGGCUUAUAUAGUUCAGCCAAACCCUCCGGUCAACCUGUCUCUGGAAUGGGUGGAUCAAGACAGUGGGAAAUAUCUGUUGCUGAACUGGGCUGCGCCGCCACGGGCAGAUGUCAGGUCUGGCUGGCUGACGCUUGAGUACGAGCUGCGCACUAAGCCGGAAAAAGGGCAGGAGUGGGAAAAUAUAUUUGUCGGACCGGGAACCAAAUAUCAGUUGUUUAGUUUAAAUGCAGGAGUAAAGUACGUCGCGCAGGUUCGCUGCCGAUCAGACCCUGGGAAAUGGAGUCAGUGGAGUUCUGAAAGUUACAUUCAGCUCCCGAAAGAGUUCAGGCUGAAGGACUUAAUAGUUUGGAUCUUUGUGGCCUUUUUAUCAUUUGUCAUAUGCUUGAUCAUGAUCUGGACAAUGGCUUUGAAAGGAUUUAGCAUGGUUGCCUGUAUCUUGCCACCAGUUCCAGGACCAAAGAUACCCGGUUUUGAUGUCCAUCUGUUAAAGGCAGGGAAAGCGGACGACAUCAUAAGCUCCCUCGGUUGCCCCGUUUUCCCUCUGACCUCAGACUCCGGCGACGAGUUGGAGAAAUGGUUGGUGAUAGACUGCGAAGACCAGCAACUGAUGCCAAGUAAUGAGAAGAGUCAUCUCAAUAAACAUUCAAAGUUGGUAUACAAGGAAACAGACAACGACUCGGGGAGAGGAAGCUGUGACAGCCCUUCUCUGUUGCUGGAGAAGGGCAAGGAAGCUAGAAAUCGGCUCUUGGAGCUGAAAGCGGCAGAUACCAACAAGCUGCAAGGAAGCGUCACUAGGAAAUGCAUUGGGGAAACUCUGGACGUAGGCCUUGAAGGGCAGCUCCCCUUUCCGAGCAGUGGUGGUCCUAAGGCAUCCGCAUGGCCUGGAUCUCAGCUAGCUAAUACACAGUUUCCUAAGUGUUCCUAUCAUGACAUCAUGGAUGCAUGCAAAAUAGCCCUCAGUGCCAUGAAUCUAGACAGGUCACCAAUUCUGACGGGGAAUGAAGAACAAUGUAAUUCAACGUGUCCUAAAACCAUCGGUGAAGAGGAAACCACCAAGCUGCAGGAGGCAAAAAUACCACCUUUAGAUGUUCAGUGUGACCAAGGGUCACUGUGGUCCUUUAUGGCAGAGAGGAUGCCUUUUUUGCCCACCAAGUCAAUGGAUUAUGUCGAAGUUCACAAAGUCAAUCACCACGGAGCGUUGGCCGUAGUACCGAAACCAAAAAGAAAUCUUGAAAAAACUGAAAGCUGUCCGGCCCCUGGAGAUCCCAAGGAAUACACCAAGGUCUCCACGGUUGUAGCCAACCACAUUCUAGUGUUAAUGCCAGAUCCCAAAGUGGAAGCUUCGCCCUCACUUCAGGAACCACCAAAGGAACCCUACUGGAGCUGCCACGCAAAUCCGGCAGAGAAAAAUACAAGCUCUUUUCUCCCAGCUCCAAAUGCUUGCCAAAUACAGACUGGUGGGUUAGACUACAUGGAUCCAAAUAAUUUUAUGUGCCCCUUUAAUUAAUGGAAAGGUGGAGUGUCCUUCUUCAGGUAACAACACUACGAGUAAAAUAAACUCUGUUGACACAACGUUGUACAAAUAGUUG
Molecule: messenger RNA, 2580 nt
Organism: Euleptes europaea (tarantolino)
Lineage: Eukaryota; Metazoa; Chordata; Lepidosauria; Squamata; Sphaerodactylidae
Gene: PRLR
Product: prolactin receptor
Exons: 12
Coding region: 24-2498 (824 amino acids)
Biological process (GO): cytokine-mediated signaling pathway
Cellular component (GO): signaling receptor complex; membrane; external side of plasma membrane
Molecular function (GO): cytokine receptor activity; cytokine binding
Source: RefSeq, a predicted model, not a curated record